AUGUCUAGCCCUGCUAAAAAGCGCAAGCGAAAUGGCGCUGAAGCUUCUCCUCAAAAAACUCGCAGCAUAGCGUCCUUCUUCCAAGGGCAACCGAAGCAGGCGCCGAAGAUCAGCCCGGGGCUUGAGCCUGGGCCCAAACCCGAGAUCACAGAGCAAACGCUGUCGGAUGAAGCUUUAGCGCGCAAACUCCAGGCCGAAUGGGAUCAAGAGGAUCAUGCACAGCCAUCUAGUGCAAAUGAUCCCAAUGAUGCUUUGUGUAAACCAGAACCAGAGACAGCGCCUUCAGCUCCAGCGCCCACCGAGAUAGCUCAAGACACACCAGUGGCACCUAAGAAGAACACAUUAUCACUCCAGUCAUCGUCAGGUACAGAGGAUACAGUUUCACUUUCAGUGCCUUUUGAUCAAAAUCCACAGACAUUUGAUGUCCACAAAUAUGCAUCUGAGCUGCGACCGCACUGGGCAGCUGAGGGCGGCGAUGCUACCUAUGCGUUGAUCACUAGAGCAUUUGUCCUCGCCAAUGCAACGACCAGCCGUAUAAAAAUCGUCGAUACGUUGGUGAAUUUCCUCCGGGUUUUGAUUGAAGGGGACCCGGACAGCCUUCUUCCUGCAGUGUGGCUAGCAACGAACUCGACAGCGCCGCCUUAUGAGGAAUUAGAGCUGGGUCUAGGAGGUUCAUCAAUAUCAAAGGCACUCAAAAAGAUCUAUGGCUUGGAUAAUCAAGGGCUGAAGGCCCUCUACGACCGACACGGUGAUGCAGGCGAUGUUGCGUUCGAAGCCAAGAAACGCCAGGCAUUCACGUUAAUCAAGCCAAAGCCGCUCAAGAUAAAGGGUGUUUAUCAAUCACUCUUGAAAAUCGCCACAAGUAAAGGCCCAGGCAGCCAAGAAACAAAACAGCGAAUUGUCGAGAAGCUUUUGCAGGAUACUCGUGGUGCCGAGGAGAGCCGUUACAUUGUGCGAACUCUCGUGCAAAAUCUGCGGAUCGGUGCUGUGAAAACUACAAUGCUCAUUGCCCUUGCACGCGCCUUCUUGUAUUCCAAGCCGAGCGGAGCGGAAUUUUCGGUACGAUCGCCGUUCGACCUAGGGCGACUGAAGAAAGACGAACUUUCUGAGAUGUAUUCUAAUGCGGAGGAAAUCGUCAAAGCGUCUUACGCUAGACAUCCCAGCUACAGUGACCUUGUUCCAUGUCUUCUCGAGAUUGGAGUUACAGAAGAACUACUCAUUCGAUGCGGCUUGCAGUUGCAUGUCCCACUGAGGCCUAUGCUGGGAAGCAUCACUCGCGAUCUAUCAGACAUGUUGACCAAGUUGCAAGGACGUGAUUUCAGCUGCGAGUAUAAAUACGAUGGCCAGCGCGCUCAAGUGCACUGUGAUGAACGAGGGAAAGUAUCGAUUUUUUCUCGUCACCUUGAACUAAUGACGGAGAAGUAUCCUGACCUUGUUUCCCUCGUCCCUCAGAUUCGAGGAGAGGGUGUAUCGAGCUUUAUACUGGAGGGCGAAGUGGUGGCCGUAGAGCGAGAUACAGGCAACCUCCAGCCUUUCCAAACUCUGACCAACCGCGCAAAGAAGAACGUCGAAAUCGGAGCAAUCACUGUCAACGUCUGCCUCUUUUCAUUUGAUUUGAUGUACCUCAAUGGAGAACCACUACUGGACCGCUCGUUCCGUGAGCGGCGAGAGUUGCUCCGGAGCCUGUUUGUCGAGAUUCCAAACCAGUUUACUUGGGUAAAGAGUAUCGAUGCGACAUCGGCAGAUUCCGAGACCGUGUUGGAGUUCUUCAAAAGUGCUACAGAAGUCAAGUGCGAAGGCAUCAUGGUCAAAGUUCUGGAUAAUAGCAUCAAACAGCCUCAAGAAAAAGCAGAAGAAGCAGCCUCACUCCAGAGUGAAAAUAUCCAACUGGAGGCCGAAGAAAGCGAGCCUACAGAGGUAUCAGCUGAUACCAAACCCAACAAAGACAAAGGCACCCGACGGAAAGCACUUUUAUCCACCUACGAGCCUGACAAGCGACUCGAGUCAUGGCUGAAAGUAAAGAAAGACUACAGCACUUCUUCCGAAACGUUAGACCUUAUUCCAGUCGCAGGCUGGCACGGCCAGGGCCGCAAAGCAAAAUGGUGGUCGCCCAUUCUAUUAGCAGUACGGAACCCCGAGUCUGGAGCUUUGGAAGCCGUCACGAAGUGCAUGUCAGGGUUCACGGAUAAGUUUUACCAGUCCAAUAAGGACAAAUACGCCGAAGGUAGCGUGAACGUCAUCUCGCGCCCCAGCUAUGUCGAGUAUUAUGGGGAACCAGACAUCUGGUUCGAACCUCAAGAAGUUUGGGAGAUGGCGUUUGCCGACAUCACGCUCAGUCCGACCUAUCCAGCUGCAAUUGGACUGGUGAGUGAGGAACGUGGUUUAAGUCUCCGAUUCCCUCGGUUCCUCAGGGUGCGGGAAGACAAGUCGAUCGAUGAAGCCACCAGUUCUGAUUACUUGGCUCUACUGUGGAGGAAGCAGGCGGAGCGAGCGCAGGUCGAUAAGCAACAAGCUCCUGCUGAAAAAGAUGGUCAAUUGGGAUGGCAAGACGACUAG
Messenger RNA from Penicillium chermesinum, 2556 nucleotides. RefSeq names its product putative DNA ligase I. The record is from RefSeq and is a predicted model, not a curated record. The transcript has a single exon. NCBI's taxonomy places the organism in Eukaryota, Fungi, Ascomycota, Eurotiomycetes, Eurotiales, Aspergillaceae. Gene Ontology annotation, cellular component: DNA ligase III-XRCC1 complex. Gene Ontology annotation, molecular function: DNA ligase (ATP) activity; DNA binding; ATP binding. Gene Ontology annotation, biological process: DNA recombination; lagging strand elongation; double-strand break repair via alternative nonhomologous end joining. The coding region runs from base 1 to 2556 and encodes 851 amino acids.